AGUUCAUGUGACUUUGGUUUCCGUUAUUUCCUUCCGCAAAAUCUAAAAUAACCUCUAGAAGGAAGCAAAAAACACAGCGUGAAAAAUGUGCAGUUCUCUUUCAGAUUAUGCAUGUGCCAACCUGACCACAUGUGCACCAUGCUGCUCAGCUAAUUGGCUGCACCGAGUACCACAGUGACACUCGGUCACCUCCACCAACGCUCUACCAAUAUUACCUCAGCCUGUGAUCAUUUUCACCGCUUAGCUCUCUUUGCCGAUGAUUUGAAGACAUUUUAGUGCAUAAUCUGUGCAAGGUAACUCCAUGCUAACAACAAAGUUCAUUUUAGUGGCUUUCACGAAGGAGUCCAAAUUCAAGAUCCCAAGGACCUCCUGCACAGUGACACCGCUUCUUCAUUCCUUUCUGUGGCCCUCAGCAAGUCAAGUGGAACCCAAGAUGAUGUGCUGUUGUCUACGUGCGGACAUCUGCUGAUGAUAUGGCCAUUGUGUCUCUCUGGUACUCAUUUGGCUGUAUGUACCUGAUUUUAUUACAGUGGAGAUACAGUGCUGAUGGAAAAAAGAUUUUCUCACAAAGUGGCUGCCAGUUGGUUUCCAGAAUGGCAGACUGCAGACACCUAAAGCUCUUGUCUGUGCCUCAAGACCUUCCCUCUCAUAUCCAAGAAAUACUUUUAGAUUUCAACCACCUUAAACACUUGGGUAAAAACACAUUCCAGCGGUACAAUGGUCUGAUCAAUUUGAGCUUGAGAUCCAACAGCUUAAUUCUUUUAGAGAAGGAUAUCUUCCAAGAUACAGUAAAGCUAGAGUCAUUAUCACUACAGAAUAACACUAUCUCCUCUGACUACACUCAGGUCGGCACAGGCUUGCUAUCUGCUUCAUCUCUUAAGUGGCUGGAUCUGUCUAGAAAUAAUCUUAAUGGAGACAUGGUGACUACCCUUCUUAAGAACUUAACCUCACUGGAGUACCUUAAUUUGGAUUAUAAUGUUAUCAUGCGAUUGGAUGAUUCCAUCUUUGUAGGACUUGAUUCCCUGAGGGAGCUGAGCCUUCAGGGUAAUUAUAUUUAUGAGAUUGAAGUGGGGACAUUCGACCGUCUUAAAAAACUUAAAACGUUAAACCUUUCCUUUAACCUAUUGCCAUGCAUUGUGGACUUCAGCCUGAUACAGCUCAAGGUUCUCAAUCUCAGCUUUAACCAUAUUGAAUGGUUCCUGUCACGAGAAGUUGAUGCUGACUUUCAACUGGAGAAGCUGGACAUUUCCCACAACCAACUGUUCUACUUUCCACUCUUGCCAAAAAAACAUCACCUCCACACACUGCUGCUCUCUGACAAUAGCAUGAAAUUUUACACUCAUUUAUUCAAUGACAACUCAUCCUUUGUUGAUUAUCUUAUAUUGGAUAACAAUACAAGCAGUACAAUUACUGUAAAUUUAUGGGAAGGGUCUAUCUCAAGCAAUCUCUCUAGUUUACAAAUUAUGGAUAUAAGCAGAAAUCAGUUUAACUAUUUACCAGAUGAUUUUUUUACCAACAUGACUGCCUUGUCUGAACUCAAGCUUAGCUGGAACUGCUUAGAUACAUUUGACAUGUCACAUGGGCGCAUCUCAAAUGUUCUUAAAAAUCUAGACCUCAGUAACAAUAAUUUGUGGGAGCUAAAAAUUGAUACCAGCUCUCAAAUCUUUCCACAGUUACUUUACCUUAAUCUGAGCAAGAACAGACUUCAGGACCUUCCUCAGAAAAUCUUCCACACCAUGACCAGGUUAGACACUUUGGACUUAAGCCAUAACCUGAUUCAACUGUGUUCUCAUCUGGAUUCUGCUGCUGAAGAUCAGGCUUGUGUGGACCUUAAGACAGGAUCUAUUAGGCAUCUUCAACUAGCCGGCUGUGAUUUAAAUUUGGACACUCAGAAUGUUUUCCAAGGCACAGAAUUAACACAUCUGGACAUUUCAUAUAACCCUUUAAGAGGCCUUUAUUUUUUAAAGGACACUGUCAGAACGCUAAAAUUCCUUUCACUUCGAAAUAGCUCAUCCUUCAUUGAUAGAAUCGAUUUCUCAGACUUUUCAAGUUUGGCUACUCUUGACCUCUCAGAAAACAGUCUCACAACAUUCCCUGAAUCUUUGACUUAUCUGCCCCUUCAGCAUUUGGAUGUCCGAAAAAACAAACUCAUUUCAAUACCCUUGUCUGGUUCUUAUCAGCCACUCACAAGGAACCUUAACACUGUAUUUCUAAGUGAAAACCCAUUUGAUUGCUGUAAACUGAGCUGGCUUGAAAUACUUAGGGCAUCCAGAAGUAUCAUUAUCCCAGAUUUCCAAGAAAUGACUUGUAAUUUCUCCAAUAUCUAUAUGACUGUGCCAGAGUUACCUGAGACUGUUCUUCAUAGCUGCAAGUGGAAAUCUGGUGGCACCUUAUUGUCUGUGUUGCUCACUGUGCCUGUCUCUGUAACCUUGCUUGUAGCACUCCUUCUCUUGUGUCUUACAUUCAAACAGCCAGUACUAAAAGUGUUAAAAAGACGUUUUAGAAUGUCUUCCAGUUACUGAUAAAUAAUGUAUGUAUUUGGUCAGUCCAACAGAAAAAUGGUGCAAGUAAAUAGUGAUUAAAAUAUAAAUGCUGUUAUCAAGUGUUUAACUUUGGGGGCUAUAAUUGUACACAGCCACAGCAAGUGGUUGAGGCUCAAGUUGGGCUGAUACCUGAGACUUUUGAUGUUUGAGGACAUUUUAGUUUUUAGAACAUUCAUUCAAUUUUCUAAUGGUUAGUGGGGUUAAGUCGACAAUAAUUUUUGACCAUAGUGAUGAGAAAAUAUAUAUAUCAGGAUGGAAAAAUGUUUUCCUUUCUCAUCUGAUCAAACAAAAUUCCAGCCAUGAAUGUGAUUUCCAUUUGUUAAAAAUCGUACAUAUUGUAAUGUGCAUGUGCUAAGCACAAAAUAAACCCGUUGAAUAAGUUUGGGUUUCCGUUCAAGUAGCAGGUCUGGACUAAAUGUAAGAGUUUUUGAAAUAAAUGAGUUUACUCAAUAAUGCCAAGA
Molecule: messenger RNA, 3004 nt
Organism: Rana temporaria (common frog)
Lineage: Eukaryota; Metazoa; Chordata; Amphibia; Anura; Ranidae
Gene: NRROS
Product: negative regulator of reactive oxygen species
Exons: 3
Coding region: 474-2522 (682 amino acids)
Cellular component (GO): extracellular matrix
Molecular function (GO): protein binding
Source: RefSeq, a predicted model, not a curated record